AUGAGUCCCCCCGUCUCGAGCCCGACCCGGGACCAGCGGCCCACAGUGCGUCUGAACCAGGGGACGUACAUCGGCACAACGCGCGUGGAGCCCGAGUUCCCGCGCGCCGUCGAGGCGUUUCUCGGCGUGACGUAUGCAAAGUGCGAACGUCUGCGGCGUGCGGUACUGCCCGGGGCUUCGGGGGACACCUUUGACGCCUCGGACUACGGCCCAGUGUGCCCGACGGCCGACCCCUCAUUCCCGUCUGACGAGCAGUGCCUCAAUGCCAACAUCUUCCGCCCGGCGACGGCAGGCGAGACCAAGGGCGUCCAGGACGCGGCGGCGCAGAGGAAGCUGCCCGUGCUCGUGUACUUCCACGGGGGCGCGUUUAACUUUGGACGCGGAGGGGACCGAAACCUGGCGGCCUUUGUUGCGUUUGCGAAGCGCGACCUCGUCGCCGUGAGCUUCAACUACCGCCUCGGUCCGCUGGGUUUCCUGCCCUGCGGUCUCGCCGCCGACGAAGGCGUCGCAAACACUGGGCUGCUGGACCAGAGGGCACUGCUGCAGUGGGUGCAGCGGAACAUCGCCGCGUUUGGCGGCGACGACAAGGACGUCACGGUCAUGGGGUUCAGCGCAGGCGCGCACUCGCGCGCUCCGUCCUUUCGCCGACUCAUCCCCGCCACGAAGCGCAGCUUGCCCAGUCACCCGCCGGCCCAAGUCCUUCCCGCCCUGCGUGCCUUGCCCCUCCGGACCCUGCUACAAGCCUCGGUGGCGACGUGGACCGAGUGCGCGCCCACCGUGCAGUGGCCCUUCCAACCCUCCAUCGACGGCGACGCCAACGAGGACAGCGUCAUCCCGGGCCCGCCCAUCAAGACCUGGGCAUCCCCCUCCCUUCCGAGCCCGCCGCCCCUGAUGACUGGUUUCAACACCUCCGAGGGCACAAUGUUCGUCCCCGCGACCGCGUCCUCGCCCACCGCCCUGGCCGACUUCUUCUCCGCCCUGAUUCCCGCCCUCACCCCGCAGGACCUCGAGCUCCUCGAGUCCCUGUACCCGCCCGCGUCAACCUACCCUCCGCCGCCGACCCCGGCCCACGGCUCCCAGUUCCGGCGCCUGGCGCAGGCGUACGGGCACUACGGCUACAUCGCGCCGCUCUUCCACUCGGCGCACUUUGCCUCCCUCAAGGGCGCCCCCGUGUGGGUGUACGAAUACGCCGCGCACGCGGACCUCGCCGCCGCGAACCACGGCGACCAUGUCCCCGCCGCAACGCACGACACCGACGUCCUCUCGGCGCACGGCACGCCCGGCCUGCUCGCCGUCUCGGACGCGAUGCACGGGUACUGGUCGUCGUUCGCAGCCACGGCCGACGGCCCCAACGCCCUCCCCAACGCCAGCGGCAUCGCCUGGCCGCGCUUCGUCACCCCCUUUGGCGACGACAGCGCGGGGGAUUCGGUCCCGGACCCGGCGGACCCGGACGAGACGCGCGGGAAGAUCCUCGUGUUUGGCGAGGGCAACGACGAGUUCAUGGGGAGGAAGGGCGAGCGGCGGAGGGGCACCGUGGCGCGCGUGCGGACGCUGACGGGGCUCGAGGUGCGGCAGUUCCGGUUCUGGUGGGAUCGGGUCGGGCUGAGCGAGGGCACGGGGGUCGCCGACGGCGGGACGAAGCCGUAG
This is a messenger RNA of Colletotrichum spaethianum, 1647 nucleotides long. Its product is annotated as putative secreted lipase. The coding region runs from base 1 to 1647 and encodes 548 amino acids. NCBI's taxonomy places the organism in Eukaryota, Fungi, Ascomycota, Sordariomycetes, Glomerellales, Glomerellaceae. The record is from RefSeq and is a predicted model, not a curated record. The transcript is spliced from 3 exons.